CGUCCGCCGGCGACCUAUAAAUACACCCACAACCCAUUCGUCACUCCGAUUUCUCUACAAAGCACUCCAUUGCAAUAGUAAAGCCUCCUCUCACCACAAAAGCUGUUUUACUUUCUCUCCCUCGAUAUUUUCCAUGGGGGCGUCCAUCGAAAUCCGUCAAUACGCCGGCCCAAUAAACGGCGUAGCUACUUCCUUCAACGACUCCCCAGCCAAUCCCAAGAGAUCCGAGCCCACGUCAAGGGAGUACGAUUCCUCCAGCGAAGAUGAAAACGACGCCCAAGAGUGGAAGGACGUAAUCCGAAAGGUGAACUCCGAAGCCGAGUGCUGGAUCGAACGCAAUGCUUCCAUGCUGCGUGUCCCUGGAAAACACUACUACAACUGGGAGUCACCCAUCAGCCGCCUCAUGCAUCACGGCUUCAUCACCCCCACGCCCCUCCACUUUGUACGUAACCACGGCCCCGUCCCAGAUGACCUCUGGCAUGACUGGACCGUCCAGGUUUGUGGCCUCGUCAAACGCCCCGCCAAGUUCACCAUGGACCAACUCGUCAACGACUUCCCCAGCCGUGAGCUCCCCGUCACACUGGUGUGUGCCGGCAACAGAAGGACAGAACAGACCAAUGUGAAGCAAAGCAUUGGUUUUAGCUGGCGUGUGGGUGCGAUUUCCACUUCCGUCUGGCGGGGGGUGCCUUUGAGGUACUUGCUCAAGAGGUGCGGCAUCUAUAGCCGUACCAAAGGGGCUUUAUACGUGUGCCUCGAAGGGGACGAGGAUCUUCCAGGUGGCGGUGGGACCAAGUACGAGACAAGCAUCCGGAGAGACAUUGCGAUGGAUCCGACCCGCGACAUCAUCAUCGCUUACAUGCAAAACAGGGAGCGCUUGGCACCUGAUUGCGGGUUCCCGGUGAGGAUAAUCAUACCGGGUUUCAUAGGGGGCCGCAUGGUUAAGUGGCUCAAGCGUAUCAUUGUCACUCCACAAGAAUCAAGCAACCAUUACCAUUAUGUGGACAAUAGAGUGCUCCCCACCCACGUGGAUGCCGAGCUGGCCAGCUCUCAAGGUUGGUGGUACAAGCCUGAGACUGCUGUCUACGAGCUCAACAUAAACUCCGUGAUAACCACGCCGCGUCAUGAGGAAAUCUUGCCGAUAAACUACUGGACUACUCAGAGGCCGUUUGUAUUUAAAGGCUACGCAUAUAACGGGGGCGGGAAAAAAGUAACACGUGUCGAGGUAACAAUGAACGGUGGGGAAACAUGGCUACUGGCCAAAUUAGAACACCCAGAAAAGCCGAACAAAUACGGGAAAUACUGGUGCUGGUGUUUCUGGUCGUUGGAGGUGCAAGUGCUGGACCUUCUGGGAGCCAAGGAAAUCGCUGUACGAGCAUGGGACGAGGCCUUCAACACCCAACCCGAGAAGCUUAUUUGGAAUCUCAAGGGUAUGAUGAACAACUGCUGGUUCAAAGUGAAAACCAAUGUGUGCAUGCCCCAUAAAGGCGGUACUGGAAUUGUGUUUGAACACCCAACCAUACAAGAAAACCAUUCUGGUGGGCCAAUGAAAACAUCAGAGUCUAACCAGAGCAUCAAGAAGAGUGCCGCGACAUCCCUCAUGAACACCAUAUUAACUAUGUACUCCAUCACCGAAGUCAAAACGCACACCUCCCCCGACUCUGCCUGGAUCAUCGUUCAAGGCUAUGUGUACGACUGCACCCGCUUCCUCAAAGAACACCCAGGCGGGGCCGAAACCAUCCUCAACAACGCUGGCACCGACUGCACUGAAGAGUUCGAGGCCAUCCAUUCUGACGAAGCCAAGAAAAUGCUCGAGGACUACAGAAUCGGCGAGCUCAUACCUACCGGCUUCAACUCCACUGACUCGUCGCCCAACCCCUUCGUGCACAGCAAUGCCGACAUCAGUCACACAAUCCCAAUCAAAGAGGCCAACCAAUUACGCAGCGUGGCCCUAAACCCGAAUGAGAAAAUCCCAUGCAAGCUCGUGUCCAAAAAGUCCAUCUCACACGACGUGAGGCUUUUCCGUUUUGCGCUACCCUCCGUGGACCAAGCCAUGGGCCUGCCCGUCGGAAAGCAUGUAUUUGUGAGUGCAACCAUUGAUGAUAAAUUGUGCAAGCGACCUUACACUCCAACCAGCAGCAUCGAUGAAAUUGGGUAUUUCGAUCUGGUGGUCAAGAUUUACUUCAAAGGGGUACACCCCAAGUUCCCCAACGGUGGGCUAAUGUCCCAGCACCUGGACUCGCUUCCUAUUGGCACCGUCGUGGAAGUGAAGGGUCCACUAGGCCACAUAGAGUACACCGGAAGAGGUAAAUUUUUGGUUCACGGGAAGCCCAAGUUUGCGAAGAGGCUGACCAUGCUGGCCGGCGGGAGCGGGAUCACGCCCAUUUAUCAAGUGGCUCAAGCUAUUCUGAAGGAUCCAGAGGAUCGGACCGAGAUGAUCGUUGUGUAUGCGAACCGGACUGAGGAUGAUAUUCUGCUGAGAGAAGAGAUGGAUGCGUGGGCUAAGAAGGAUGAGCGGUUCAGAGUGUGGUACGUGGUGCAGGAAAGCAAGAGCGAAGUGUGGGAAUACAGUGUGGGUUUCAUCACGGAGGAUAUCCUGAGGGAGCAUGCUUUGGAGGCAUCGGACGACACGCUGGCAUUGGCUUGUGGGCCACCACCAAUGAUUCAGUUCGCGGUGCAGCCCAAUUUGGAGAAGAUGGGGUAUGAUAUCAACAACAAUUUGCUUGUGUUUUAGGGGGACCCAUAGUCGGAGUAGUACGGUGUAUUGUGUGUAUGUGCGUGCAAUUCUAUUGAAUAGUGUUGUUAGUUAUGUUGUAAACGUGUGUGACGGUGAAUUUGGAUUUGAUGGUUAUAUUUAAUAUAAAUAUUAAGUAUUUAUAUCGUCUAAAUCAUUAAAAUUUAGAUUAAUAAUUUUAAAUUUAUACUCCAUUUUAAUAUAAAUGUCAAAGGUUCAGAUAGUUAAUGUAGGCACUCAGUGCCUACAGUCACUGAAUCCAUAUCUGUGCGAUUGUUGUCCAGGUUAGUUUUGUAAAAUUAAGGGAUUGGCAUCAAGAACCAUGUGUUUUCAAGAAGAACCAUGGACGGAGGAGUAGUGUAUUAUUGUAUAUGUGUGUAAUUGCAUUGAAUAAUAUUGUGUUUGUCCCAGAUUUUUAA
Prosopis cineraria is the source of this 3150-nucleotide messenger RNA. RefSeq names its product nitrate reductase [NADH]-like. The transcript is spliced from 4 exons. The record is from RefSeq and is a predicted model, not a curated record. Lineage: Eukaryota; Viridiplantae; Streptophyta; Magnoliopsida; Fabales; Fabaceae. Gene Ontology annotation, biological process: nitric oxide biosynthetic process; nitrate assimilation. The coding region runs from base 134 to 2731 and encodes 865 amino acids. Gene Ontology annotation, molecular function: heme binding; nitrate reductase (NADPH) activity; molybdenum ion binding.